CGAAGAACCCCUUGAUGACUCUCCUUACAAAAUGUGUAGUUGCAGGAGGUAUAAAAGGGUGUUGACAACUUGCACGCACGUCAGCAGCGCUAAAUUAAGUAGUCGAAGUGCUUAGAGCAACAAUAGAUUUUAUUCUAAAAAUAAUGGCGCAAGCAAACCAGGUGAAAACACCAGUAACCAGAUUUUUGAGAAAGCACCACCCUAUGGAACAUACAGAACUUACAACGACGCCAUGGUCGUCGGAAAAGAAAGCAUCAGGGUUAUCACCAAUCCAUCCAUCGGAGACAAGGAGGAACAGACGCAAGCCUUGCCAAGCUGCCGGUAUUUUCCCAAUUAAGCCCAUAGGAAAGUUGGGUAGAAGCUGCUUGCCAGUUCCAGUUCUCACAGGCAGUACAUAUAGAAAGCCAAAUAAGUCCAAUCCAUCGGACUUUGUGCGUUCAGGAAAAUCUCGUAUUCCAGUGCUGAAAACCCAACAUACAAUGCACGGGCCUAGGAUUGAGGCCUUAAAAAAGAAGGAGAAAGAAUUGACUAUAGAAUUGAUAAAAACACGGACGGAGCUGGAAAGGGUAGAGGGUCUACAAAAGAAGCUCCUUGUUCUGAAACCAACGCCCAUUAGGAGACCCAAGCGUCGUUCAAAAUCAUUGGCGUUAGGCGCUUCGUUCAUGGACAGUCCUUUCACUGACAGUGAAAGCCCUAAAAUCGAAAAAAUGUCACCAUUGAUUCUGUCCAUGACCCAAUCGAAAAAUCCUAGAAAUCUCUAUGAGACUUAUCGCCCAACGUGUAAAUUCCUGCAAACACCGAGACAAUCGACUUUUAAACUGCGCUCAAGAGCUUCGACUCCCAACAAUGAUACAGAUAUUUCGGGUCGAAUUCAGUGCCAAUUGGAAAAUCUGUUCGUAUAAAUCGGUUCCUGUAGAUAAGUUUUAGUUUUUAUCAUUGUAAAAUAUUUUUUUAAGGAUACGUUAAUAAAUUAUUUUAAAACAUGA
Messenger RNA from Daphnia magna, 986 nucleotides. RefSeq lists its product as uncharacterized. The coding region runs from base 144 to 902 and encodes 252 amino acids. The transcript has 5 exons. NCBI's taxonomy places the organism in Eukaryota, Metazoa, Arthropoda, Branchiopoda, Diplostraca, Daphniidae. The record is from RefSeq and is a predicted model, not a curated record.